Messenger RNA from Capronia coronata CBS 617.96, 702 nucleotides. RefSeq lists its product as uncharacterized. The transcript has a single exon. The record is from RefSeq and is a predicted model, not a curated record. Gene Ontology annotation, biological process: steroid biosynthetic process. NCBI's taxonomy places the organism in Eukaryota, Fungi, Ascomycota, Eurotiomycetes, Chaetothyriales, Herpotrichiellaceae. The coding region runs from base 1 to 702 and encodes 233 amino acids. Gene Ontology annotation, molecular function: 3-beta-hydroxy-Delta5-steroid dehydrogenase (NAD+) activity.
AUGUGUCUUGAGACCGCGGUCAUUUUUGGAGAAGGAUACAAUCAGCUGAUACCUCCCAUCCACGCUUGCAUUGCAAAAGGAGAGACCCGAUUCCGGAUCGGAGAUGACAGAAACCUGUGGGAUGUGACUUACGUGGGUAAUGUGGCUGACGCGCAUGUGCUGGCUAUUGACAACCUGCUACGUUCGCAAGCAAGUUGGCGGAAUGGGCUCAGCAACUUGAACCUUGAAGACGGUAGCGGAAGGGGCGAAACAGCGGCAGGCGAAACGUUCUACAUCCAGAACAACGAGCCCAUCUCAUUUCGGGAAUUCAGCCUUGCCGUCUGGAAAGAGUUUGGUCACUAUCCACCAGCUUGGGAGAUCCAUAUUCCCAGAGCUCUAGAGUGGAUACUAGGCUUCUUCGCGGAAGUCCUGACACAAGUUUCCGGGACGCCGGCGACACUGUCUCGCGGAAGCGUAAUGGACGCUUGUGCUGUGCGUUAUGCCAAUGGUAACAAGGCUCAAAGGCUCCUCGGCUAUCGCCCGCGAGUAGGGCUUGAGCAGGGCAUCAGGACAACUUGUCAGGCAAGCCAUCUCCCUUAUUUUGGCUUGCUCUUGUCCCAUCCUUCCAUGCAUGUGGCGUUGGAGCAAGUCGUCGGUAGGUUGGCAGAGGAUUGUCCUCGUGCUAACGAUGCAACGUUGAUCAGAACUAUAUGCGGCGGUUAG